Messenger RNA from Puccinia graminis f. sp. tritici CRL 75-36-700-3, 4242 nucleotides. RefSeq lists its product as uncharacterized. The transcript is spliced from 14 exons. The record is from RefSeq and is a predicted model, not a curated record. The coding region runs from base 523 to 4242 and encodes 1239 amino acids. Lineage: Eukaryota; Fungi; Basidiomycota; Pucciniomycetes; Pucciniales; Pucciniaceae.
AAAUAAGUUGUGAAGUAUACGGACGCCCCCAAGAAGGAGUGUCAGGAAGGGAACGUUGGAUGUGGUGUUACCAUGUCAGGUAUGUUGUAGCGGUUGCAAGAGUCCACGGACACCAGAACCUCUCGUGAAGAGCCGGAAGCAUUACAAUAUCCAGCGUCACCAUCGAGAAUUCAUAGCGACGGGCUUUUCGGUCACAAACUGAGGACUACAACGAAUUCUUCUGUGCCCACAGGGCCCUUUCUUCGCCUUUGUCUCUGCAUGGCCCUUGCGGCAUAGAAAUAGGUCGCAACCCUUGCCCCAGUGUUCCCCCGGCAAGGCUGCUUCAUCCACAGGUUUCGGCCACUAUUUCUCAGUCUCUUCAAGAUUUGUUACAUAGAUAGAUCGGAGCAGAGCUCACCUUCUUUUUACUUUCGCGUUUACACCCAUUUUCUUAACAUUAGCUACCAGAUUAUUCCCUUUGUCCAUACCCACGUUCUUCAGCAGUAGUGUUCAAGUCAUACCAAAAAUCUUUCGCAUUCCACUAUGAAGAACCUAUUCUUUCUUCUUUCAUGUCUAGCCACAUUUGAUGCCCGAAUAAUUAUAGAUGAAACCGUAUAUGCCCCUGGUCGCUUAGCUCGUAGACGGUUGAACAUGGAGCACCAAUCGGCUGUAAAUAAACUCUCCGGGUUAAAAGAUUGUCCUGGAAGCGUGUGCGGCACUUUUGCUGGACAAGCCAUCGCACCGUUAUUGGCUGCCAGCGAUCAAUGCGCCCAGCAGGACAUGGCCGAUAAAAUCAUCGAUGCUGCAAAAGACCCUUCCAGCGGUGUCACGUCAAAAGAGACUCGUGAAGAGAUGAUCAAAAUAGCCAUUGAAUAUCGUCAGGCUGAGAAAAAUACACAUCCGAUCUACCCUCAAUUGAUCCCACGCAAUUCGGUAUAUUGCCAGAAAGCUCCCAAGAAUAGUGAGCUGAAAGGAUUGGUUCAAAAGCAAGAUCCGGCCAACGGCCCGCUGCUAUUCUUCGAUCACUUGGUCACCACCAAUGGAAGCACCGUCCUUUUAGAUAGCCAGCCCAACACUCGACCGUUUGGUGAAAAACCCGGAACCAAACCUGGACUUGGCGCCAGUGGCAGUGGCGCAUCCCCAACCGACCCGAAAACCACCUCCUCGACUGAGGCCGAUCCGUCCGGGAACGCCAAGCAGUCUGACACUGGGUCUGGAGGCAGUACCAAUACUACACCCAGCCUGAAAACUACCUCCGGCGAUGCCAGUCCUCAGAAAUCCGAAACUGAUACCGGCUCGUCCACCAAUCCCAAAAGCACCGCUGGUGAUGCCAAUUCGCAGAAAUCUGAAACUGAUACCGGCUCGUCCACCAAUCCCAAAAGCACCGCCGGCGAUGUCAGUCCUCAGAAAUCCGAAACUGAUACCGGCUCGUCCACCAAUCCCAAAAGCACCGCCGGUGAUGCCAAUCCGCAGAAAUCUGAAACUGAUACCGGCUCGUCCACCAACCCCAAAAGCACCGCCGGUGAUGCCGAUCCGCAGAAAUCUGAAACUGAUACUGGCUCGUCCACCAACCCCAAAAGCACCUCCGGUGAUGCUGAUCCUAAAAAAUCGACCACAGCUAAUGGCUCGUCUUCCGAGGAAAACGAAGAGGAUGACUCUUGCGGCGGAUCAGGUGAUGACCAGAGUGACAACAAGCAAGAGGAUAAGUCCUCAUCUAACAACCUCAAAGAUACCACUUCGGGGGCUGGCGGUAGCAAUGGAGGCAAUGGAGGAGAAGCCACCGAAAACGGCAACAAGCAAGAUUCAACGUCCCCGACCUUGAAAGAUGCAACCGCGACCGCUGACGACAACAACGGUGACACUGGCAGUCAAAACACUGAAAAGACCGAUUCCACAUCCACAGGAACUAAAACCACAGGAAAUGACAACUCCAAUGUGAGCGACGCCACUGGAAAAGGCACCGGGGGUUCAACGACGUCUUCAUCUAGCAACCUCAAAGAUACCACUUCCGGGGCUGACGGUAGCAAUGGAGGCAACGGAGGAGACUCCGGCAACAGGCAAGAUUCCGCGUCCCCGAGCUUGAAAGAUGCAACCACGACCGCUGGCGACAACAACGGUGACACUGGCAGUCAAAACACUGAAAAGACCGAUUCCACAUCCACAGGAACUAAAACCACAGGAACUAAAACCACAGGAAAUGUCAACUCCAAUGAGAGCGACGCCACUGGAAAAGGCACCGAGAGUUCAACGACGAAAUCUCUAACAACGAGCGGCGGUGAGGACGGAGGGGGCGGAGGCGGUAAUACUGGAAAUGGUGAAAAGCAAGAUUCAACAACGCCGAGCUUGAAAGAUACAACCACGAGCGCUACCGACAACAAUGGCGGAACCGGCGGCGAAAACACCGCAAAGACCGAUUCAACAUCAAAUAAAACCACGGACACCGGUAACGGAAGCGGUGAUAGUGGCGACAAGAAAGGGGGCACGUCGUCAAAUGGUAGCACCGGCUUGAAAGACACCAGCUCGCAACCUGAUAACAAGCCUGAGGAUGAUACAGGUGACAGUGGUUGUGGGGGCGAAGACGACGAUGAAACUGACACAUCGACUACCAAAUCGUCCAGCACCUCAAGUGCAAACACCGACGCAAACCCUCAAGGUUCUAAGACGACCUCCAGCAGUCUCACUACAUCAUCGACUGGAGACCAAACUCCAAGCUCGCCUGGUAGUGACCCCAAAUUGAAAGACGCCGGCAGUUCAACAUCUGGCAACCCAACACCCGACACCGGAACGUCAGCAGAUGCCCAACAAGUUGUUAUAGCAAUCUUGGGUCAUCAACUUGACGUGACCAAAAUCCCCAACAAAGAUUGUCAUGAUUACAGAAUUGAAUUUGGUUCGGGAUUCAAAGGUCGCGAAGCAAAAGAUGUAGCUUACCAGCCACUUCAACCAAUCUUCGAACAUGGCGCUGCAUUAAACAUGGCGAUCAUCACAAGAUCCAUGUGCGACAGCCUCCACAACAAAUGCGGUGUGUCACAGUCAUCUCCGGAGGAAAGCCUUUUCAAGGAUUGCAUCCUGUUUUCCGACGGCAUAAAAAGAGUUGUCAACAAUGGCACAAUGGCUGAUGCAUGGAAUUUCCUAUGGGGCUUCCAUACCAACUACGCAGCCCAAAAGGCCACCGGUGAAGGCACAGGAGGAAAGGGCGACGGGAAGCCUCAGACUGAGAAAUCCGGCAGCAGCACUUCCUCCUCCUCCCCCACUCCUCCUUCUGCCACGCAGCCACCAAACGACAAUUCUAAUAAGGGAGCUGGCGGCGCGACUCAGAAUGGAAACACGAACCAGAUGGGAAUGGAUCAAAACGGAAAUAUGCAGCAAAACAUGAACCAGAAUCAGCCUCAGAGCACGGAUCCGAACAUGAGCCAACAAAACAUGAACCAGAAUCAGCCUCAAAGCACGGAUCCAAACAUGAGCAUGAACCAGCAAGGCAUGAACCAGAACAUGAACCCAGCACCCGCAGCCGACACCGGACCUCCAGUCGAUCCCAAAGCUAUUGUUGAUAAACUCUUGGGUCGUCAAAUUGAUGUGACCAAAAUCCCCAACAAAGAUUGUCACGAUUACCGAAUCGAAUUUGGUUCGGGAUUCAAAGGUCGCGAAGCAAAAGAUGUAGCUUACCAGCCACUUCAACCAAUCUUCGGCCAUGGCGCUGCAUUAAACAUGGCAAUCAUCACAAGGUCUAUGUGCGACAGCCUCCACAACAAAUGCGGCGUGUCACAAACAUCUCCAGAGGAAAGCCUUUUCAAAGAUUGCAUCACGUUUUCCGACCGCAUGGGCAAAGUCGUCAACAAUGGCUCAAUGGCUGAUGGAUGGAAUUUGCUAUGGGGCUUCCAUACCAGCUACGCAACCCAAAAGGCCGCCGGUGAAGGUACAGGAGGAAAGGGCGACGGGAAGCCUCAGAUUGAGAAAUCAGACAGCAACACGUCCUCCUCUCCCACUCCUCCUUCUGCCACGCAGCCACCGAACGACAAUUCUAAUAAGGGAGCAGGUGGCGGGACUCAGAACGGAAACACAAAUCAGAUGGGAAUGGAUCAGAAUGGAAACAUGCAGCAAAACAUGAACCAGAACCAGCCUCAAAGUACGGAUCCGAACAUGAGCCAACAAAACAUGAACCAGAACAUGAACCAGCAGGGCAUGAACCAGGACAUGAACCAGCAGGGCAUGAACCAGAACAUGAAUCAGAACCCUGGUGGGGACCAGAAGCAGGGAGGCAAGUAA